CGUGUUCUCGCGUGAUUGGUCGCGUGUUUUUUUUGUGCCGUCGAUUGAUUUUCGCCUUCCUUUUCUCUCGUCGGCGAAAGCUUUGGCUCAAGCUUUGUCCAGCUAUUUCAUCUCCUCUUCUUUCAAAUCGUGUCUUGUAUUUCACUCUCUUCCACUCCGAUCUGUUGUAUCGUUGAAUUGAAAAAGUUUCCACCAACAACCGAUAUAAACGAGGCACUUGUGGAUGCCCCUAACAUGGAGAGAAUCCAGAUGAAUUUAAAGAGAUUGUCUCUUACUGACAUUGUGAUUGAUAUCAACAGAGUGCCCAAGAAGAAGAAUUUGAUUGAGGCAACGGACAAGGCUGUAUCUAAGCCAUUGGCUAGAAACCUCAAAGUCUGCGGGAACAAAGGAGUUUUUUCUUCUCAUGGUGAUCUUGCAGAGGACUUAUCUCAUAUCAGUGAUGUUGAGGUCUUGGUUCUCAAGCAGAGGAUAUAUGGGCAAAGGAAAACUGUCAGGGAAAUAGUUGGAGAGGAGCAGAUGAGUCUGAGAAUGGUGGCACAACAAGAGGCUUUCACAUUGGUGGAUAUUUUUGAUGGAUCUGAUAAGGGACAAAAUGUGAGGGACACCAAUGCUAAUACCAAACUUAAGAAACUCUGAAAAUAAUUUUAUUAUAUUUGAGGGACCAAAAUUUGUCCCACACCAUUGCUCAUGGUCUUAGCUACUACACUCCCUUGGUAAUCAAUCAUGGGGAAUAAACGGUGAAUGGAAUU
This is a messenger RNA of Arabidopsis arenosa, 749 nucleotides long. The record is from the annotation of a GenBank genome assembly. Lineage: Eukaryota; Viridiplantae; Streptophyta; Magnoliopsida; Brassicales; Brassicaceae.